AUGGCUCCUCCUCCUCCGGCGAAUUUGCCUCUCGUUGAGAGAUUGAAGGCUCUCGCUCAGACAUUACAACAUGUGACACUUCUCAUCUCCGUGUUCCGCUAUUUGCUAUCCUACCUCACCUUCAACUACUAUUCCUCGGCGGCACAAGUCUCAUAUCGCCUUGCGUUCGUCGCCGCUGCCGCAACCUAUGGAAUCGUGGUGUAUAAAGCGCACAUCGCCCGGGGUCGUCUUCAGGGUAGCGUUCCCAGCAUUGCGUUGAAGCUUGCUGGCGAUGAGAAUGUUCAGUACCUUGGAAUGGCAUUGGUCUGGCUCUACUCGCGCCAGAUCCCUCUGGCUCUUCUUCCUUUCACCGUGUACUCGGUCUUCCAUGUCGCCACCUACACUCGUGCCCACUUGAUCCCUACUCUGCAGCCUCCUGCCCAGGGUGCUGCUGGCGCCGCUUCGCCCUCCUCUCCCAGCGCUAGACCCGCGGUGAAGCAGUCUCCCCUUGCGGAAACCAUCGGACGAUUUGUCAAGCAGUACUAUGACACCAGCAUGGAUCUUGUCGCUGGCCUCGAGAUGGCUCUCUUAUUCCGCCUGUUGCUCUCGCUUCUUACCUUCUCCAAGGGCAGCAUCGUUCUCUUCUUCCUCUAUCUGGCUUUCUUCCGCGCCAGAUACUCUCAGAGCUCGUUCGUCCAGCAGGCCGUCCGCCAUUUCACCGCUAGAGUUGAUGCCUCGAUCUCCCACCAGAGCACUCCUCCCGCGGUGCGCCAGGGAUGGGAACAGUUCAAGGGCUUUGUUCGCCAGGGAUACGAGGCUACCGAUCUCAGCCGUUUCACCACUGGUGCUACUGCCAAGAAGCCCCAGUAA
Messenger RNA from Aspergillus clavatus NRRL 1, 849 nucleotides. RefSeq lists its product as uncharacterized. The transcript has 3 exons. Gene Ontology annotation, biological process: endoplasmic reticulum tubular network organization; membrane organization. The coding region runs from base 1 to 849 and encodes 282 amino acids. The record is from RefSeq and is a predicted model, not a curated record. Gene Ontology annotation, cellular component: endoplasmic reticulum; membrane. Lineage: Eukaryota; Fungi; Ascomycota; Eurotiomycetes; Eurotiales; Aspergillaceae.